Molecule: messenger RNA, 2855 nt
Organism: Heterocephalus glaber (naked mole-rat)
Lineage: Eukaryota; Metazoa; Chordata; Mammalia; Rodentia; Bathyergidae
Gene: Aqp1
Product: aquaporin 1 (Colton blood group)
Biological process (GO): renal water transport; hyperosmotic response; carbon dioxide transmembrane transport
Cellular component (GO): membrane
Molecular function (GO): water channel activity; ammonium channel activity; glycerol transmembrane transporter activity
Source: RefSeq, a predicted model, not a curated record
AGAGCUCAGUCUGCAUCUAUCACAGAGAGGAGGCCUGUGUGGUGUGGGCUGGGCCAGGAGCAAGGAGAGGCCUUCCUCCCUUUGUGCUCCCCCCGCCCCCCCCAGCCCUAUAAAGAGGCCCAGCCCAGGCUGUGGCUCAGCCCUCGGAGGGACUCGAGCACCAGGCAGCGAGCAGUCUCAAGCCAAGCCCCCAGCUAACAUGGCCAGCGAGUUCAAGAAGAAGAUCUUCUGGAGGGCCGUGGUGGCCGAGUUCCUGGCCAUGACCCUCUUUGUCUUCAUCAGUAUCGGCACUGCCCUGGGCUUCAACUACCCACUGAGGGUAAAUCAGACAGCGGUGCAGGACAACGUGAAGGUGUCGCUGGCCUUCGGGCUGAGCAUUGCCACAUUGGCCCAGAGCGUGGGCCACAUCAGCGGCGCCCACCUCAACCCAGCUGUCACACUGGGGCUGCUGCUCAGCUGUCAGAUCAGCAUCCUCCGGGCAGUCAUGUACAUCAUCGCCCAGUGUGUGGGGGCCAUCGUCGCCACCGCCAUCCUCUCGGGCAUCACCUCCAACCUGCCCCAAAACUCGCUCGGCCGCAAUGACCUGGCCCCUGGUGUGAACUCAGGCCAGGGCCUAGGCAUUGAGAUCAUCGGCACUCUGCAGCUGGUGCUGUGUGUGCUGGCCACCACUGACCGGAGACGACGUGACCUUGGUGGCUCUGCUCCCUUAGCCAUCGGCCUCUCUGUGGCCCUGGGGCACCUGCUGGCGAUCGACUACACUGGCUGUGGUAUUAACCCUGCUCGGUCCUUUGGCUCCGCGGUGAUCACCCACAACUUCAGCAACCACUGGAUCUUCUGGGUGGGGCCGUUCAUCGGGGGAGCCCUGGCAGUGCUGAUCUACGACUUCAUCCUGGCCCCGAGAAGCAGUGACCUCACAGACCGCAUGAAGGUGUGGACUGGCAGCCAGGUGGAGGAGUACGACCUGGAUGCAGACGACAUCAACUCCAGGGUGGAGAUGAAGCCCAAAUAGAAGGGCCUGCCCUAAGCAUCCAUGUGGGGGGCAGGGGCAGGGACGGGCAGAGGGAGGGGAGGGCUAAAAUUCAUAUUGUAGACACUCUGCCAAGCUGGCCAACGUCAGUCCCCGAGGUUUGCCAAACCUGCAUGGUCAGGCCUCGUUGGAGGUGUUUCUCUCACUUUCUUUCUUUCUCCAUUUCCUGGGCCUCAAAGCUUCCUGGGGACCAAGAUUCGCUAAUUCACCCCUCCCUGUUGUCACUGAAGAAGUGAAAGAGAGGGACCCAUCUGCUGUUGUCCCCUCAGAGUGUGUGGGGAGGUGUGCCAGAAAGUCUCCCCUCACCCCAAAGCUAGUUGCCAACUCGCCUGCCACAGGGGCCUGAGGUCCCACUGCAUUGCUUUAGUGCCUCUGGUCAAUGCCCUCCCUCCCUGCCAGGUACUGGCCCCAGGAAUGCUUGAGGGAAAGAGUGGGCAGAGGGGUGCAGGUAGCAGACAAGAUUAGCCCCUAAGUUUGGCUUGCUCCCAGGGCACCUCCCACCCCCAAGAGUUGCUGCAUGACUUGGAGUUAUCCCUGACUCAGGGCUUCGGUGACCGUCAUCUGUAAAGUGGUAGGGACAGGGAGGACUGCGUAGAUUCUGAACGUGUAAAGUACCACAGGUUCCAGAAGGCAUGGCCAAGACCAGUGCAGCUCCACCCACUUGUCCUGGGCUUUUUCCCCAGCUGCAUUCACAUCUGUGUGCCUGUGCACUCUUAUUCUGGAGCAGAGAUAGACAGAUAGCCCAGGUGGUUGAAGGUGCCUGUUCCCUGUGGGGAGUGGGGGCCUUCCCUAGACAGGGCCUGCUGUUGUAGAGUAAAGGCCAUUUGGAGGGCGAAGGAAGGACCCUGAUGUUCCCUCACUGAGGCUUAGUUGGUCUUCCUAUCUAUCACAGAAUGAACUUCAACAUUAUUCCAGCACAGACCUAGGACACCAUCGUGUGGGUGUGUUUGAUAAAGGGCGCUUGGGUUAUCUGAGGCCUCAAACCUGAGGACAGAAAGAUUCUGAUGUGAAUCAGUCUAUGGUGACAGGUGCCCUUUGCGGGGGUUCCAAGCUUGGUACUGAUCCUGAGCAGGGAAGAACAUCUCCUAUACCUGCUCUUGAGGCCCUGGCUGGAGCCAUCUGGGGCAGCUGAGUGAGCUGCUCAGGCUUGUUGUGUGACCCUCAGGCCAUAGCCUUCUUUCCUCAUUGACCUAGAGGGAAGAGGUCGGCCUUGACCUGAUGAGGUAGCAGCUGGCUGAUGAGCAUCCCAGGUGCGGUUCAGAGCAGAGUCACCCUGGGGACUGAUGUCUCCCACUCCACUCUACAAAUCUGAAAGUCCGCUGGAUUCCAGCAGGCCAGAGCAGCUCCACUACUGUGCCACAGCCAUGAGGCCAACAUACGCCGAGAGACACAACCACAAGCACGCAGAAGUUUAGAAGCAGGAGGUGAAUGGGACCCCUUAGUGGUCACCAGCAUAUCACAUCCUCACGCUCUCUUCUCCAUUAUGUAGCGGGAACUUCCAGCCUAUUUAGCAGAUAAGGAAACUGAGGCUCAAGGUCCCACAGCUAGAUCAAGAUUUGGCCAUUCUACCAACCAAGGCCAUGCCUGGCUCCUCCCCGGACCGUGAGGUGAACUCUUCUCAUUCUCAGUUUCUCAGUUUGUGCCUGGGCAAUGGCCAGGGGCCAAGGAGCAGGGAGGUUGUGAUGGAGCAGGAGGGGCAGACCCAGCCCUGCCUGGUUCUGGCUGCUGUGUCCCAGGACCCUGCAUCUGUCUGCUCAGCAUUUAUGUCUCUUUGGAAUUGGAAUUUUAUUAUAUGUUAAGAAAAUAAAGGAAAAUGACUUAUAAUGUC